AUGCUAUCUCUUCUUCCAGCUGAGAUAGUGUAUGUUAUUGCCAGUUACUUGCCCACUGCAAGUGCUCUGGUGAAUCUUUCACAAACCUGUCGACGCCUGUAUGCUUUCUUCUCCACUGAAGAUUGGCGCAUUUUCCGCGCUUUUAUUCAGCACCGCUUUCCUGGCAUUGAUACUCCUCCGUUCUGGAAGGAUGCGACUCAGGCCUUGACCUCCCGCUCUCGUGCCUUGGAUCGAAAUGCUGCCAUCGGUCGAUUUGUGUUGCCUUCUGCCGGUCUGGCGAGAAUCGGGACGCAUCAGUCCAUUAGACAGGACAACCCCACGCAUGGUUAUUGUCCCACUGUCGAUUGCUAUGAAGUAUGGAAUGGCGACAGAUGGGAGAACCGACAGGAAACGGUGGCCUGGGGUGCUGCCCAUGAACUGGCCGUGGGUAUCAAACAGUUCGGACCGGACAAAGAUGAGAAAUGGUUUGUAUUCAAUGAUUUGGAGAACACCAGCAGCCACGAUGAUAUCUGCGGGUUGCAUCUUUUGAAGCCUGGCCAUUAUGCAAAAGAGGCCAAUAAAGAGCACUUGAUCUUCGGUCGUAUGCGUGGAGAUCUCGUUCACAUAGCAAUCGUCCCUGGUGAUGGAUCCCUCGAAGUCAAGCAGAGAUUCCUGACGAAUACUGCCGGCAUCCAACAUAUCGACUUGAGUGACGGACCCGAAUCAGUUCUUGCGGCACACUACCUUGAUGGUACCAUCGGAUUUUUUCCGACUACGUCUCGGGAGGAAGUAGUGAAGCCAUUCGCUGCUAUCUCUAUUGAAGAAGAGAAUGUUGCACGUAACAAGUGCUCACGAUUUCUGUCGUCGGACCGCUUUGCCGUGGCCACUGGACGACUUGACGACGCGCUCGUGAUUUCUACUAUCACUUCUCAAAGUGUGACAGCUGGCCGCCGGAUCGGUGUGGAUGACUUGGAUCUUGACGACCAGGCUGCCCUCGCUCCAAAGACCAGCGUCAGUGCCAUUGCACCGUUGAAUGUGCCGUUCUUCGGAGGCACCGAAGGAGACACAUUUCUUUCUUCUUGGGGUGACAACGUGAUCCGGCUUCAUGACCUCCGCUCAGAUAGGACGUAUGAAGCAGCAUAUCGAGACAUCACCGACUCGAAUCCGGUUUAUUGCAUUCAUCCUUUCACCCAGGAUAAGUUCGUCGUUGGUGCUGGGGGAGAUGCUGUCCUUAAGAUCUUCGAUCUGCGCAUGCCCAGAACUUACGACUCCCUCGAGGCCAGAGGUUCUGUUCUGAGUGCCCCUAACCAGCAGCCUUCCAACAAAAGUCACAUCAAAGCCGCCAAAUCCCCCCAUCUAGACCUUACUAUGUUCCUCUCAUACCCGCCUCCACAUGCACAAGGGUUUUCAAAUCCGGGUCGUGCCCGCGGGCGCGCAACCCGAAAUUAUCGUGGACCGAUCUAUAACAUGUCUUCUCCCUCCCUUCUCUCACCGACCAUCUACGCCGGUAUCGAGGACGCAGUCGUUCGGCUGGACUUUGUCUCCACGGACGACCUCACGGGUCCCCGCCAGUCCUGGUAUCAGGAACUCAUCGACCUCGAUUUGAGUAUCGAAAACAACCCCGCCACCCUGGACCACGUUCUCAAUCUCUCGGGCUACGAACGCCCAGACCCUAGAAACACCACGCAUCUCCCGCCGCUGCGCACCCAACAGCCCUUCAGAGCUGUUGGGGAUGAUGACGUCGCGAACGAGUCGGCUACGGGAUGGGAUCGUCGAUGGACGCGCGUGGAGACCGGCUCUUGGAGACGUCGUGAUUAG
Aspergillus melleus is the source of this 1797-nucleotide messenger RNA. RefSeq lists its product as uncharacterized. The record is from RefSeq and is a predicted model, not a curated record. The transcript has 2 exons. Gene Ontology annotation, molecular function: protein binding. NCBI's taxonomy places the organism in Eukaryota, Fungi, Ascomycota, Eurotiomycetes, Eurotiales, Aspergillaceae. Bases 1 to 1797 code for a protein of 598 amino acids.